This is a messenger RNA of Gastrolobium bilobum, 1239 nucleotides long. Its product is annotated as cyclin-P3-1. The record is from RefSeq and is a predicted model, not a curated record. The transcript is spliced from 3 exons. The coding region runs from base 332 to 985 and encodes 217 amino acids. NCBI's taxonomy places the organism in Eukaryota, Viridiplantae, Streptophyta, Magnoliopsida, Fabales, Fabaceae. Gene Ontology annotation, biological process: regulation of cyclin-dependent protein serine/threonine kinase activity. Gene Ontology annotation, molecular function: protein kinase binding.
UAUAUGGUAAGGUAGAGGUGGAUUACACUACCGACGCUAUCUUUUAGGAGAGAGGAGAGAGGAGAGAGGAGAGAGGGAGAGAAAAGGGAAAAAAGGAAGGAGGUUGUGGAGUUAAUAAAAGAAAGAGGUAAAUCCUUUAUGUGGGAGUAACAGAAGAAGUGUGUGGAGGGAGAACAACAACACAGAGAAAUGAGAAUGGUGGAGUCUGUGUUGUUGGGGAGACAGACAUGAUCUAUCUAUGUUCACAAAGAGUAUUGCUUUCCCUUAUGUUGGAGAAGCAACAACAACCACCACCACUACGCUAGAGUAAUCCUUUGAUAAUUUCUUGGAGAUGGGGUCUCUGGCUCUUGAAACCGAGGAUGUUAGCUCAGAUAUAUACCUUUCACUGGGGCUUAAACAAUUGGGUAAAAGAGGAGGAGUUCCACGGGUUUUAUCACUUCUCUCUUCACUUCUUGAGAGAUCAGUUCAGAGAAAUGAAACGCUAUUGGAAGCAAAGCAUAUGAAAGAUGUAGUUACAGUAUUUCAUGGUUUAAGAGCACCUACUCUCUGUGUUCGUAACUACAUUGAUCGUAUCUUUAAGUACUCAGGUUGCAGCCCAUCCUGCUUUGUUGUGGCGCACAUAUAUGUAGAUCGAUUUCUUGAGCAAACGGAGAUCAAAUUGACUUCACUUAAUGUGCACCGGCUUCUGAUAACAAGCAUUAUGCUGGCUGCAAAGUUUAUGGAUGAUGCAUUCUUCAAUAAUGCUUACUAUGCAAAAGUUGGAGGAGUAAGCACAUCUGAACUGAAUAGGUUGGAGAUGAGCUUCCUAUUUGGCAUAGAUUUUAGACUUCAGGUUAGUGUAGACACGUUUGGAAGAUAUUGUUGGCAAUUGGAGAUGGAAGCUGAAGAAGCACUCCAAAUUGAAAGGCCAAUGCAGGCUUGUCGAAUUAAAGAAAGCUGGUCAAAUAAAGAUGAUCCUACAUGUGCUUCCACAAUUGCAAGAUGAAAAUGUGGAAGCACCAGAAUGUAUCAUUUGUGUUCCACAAUUAACCGGGACAAAAUGAAAUUUAAAGUAUUCCAAGAAAAAAAUAAAAAAAAAUUGCUAUAUACCCGCAAUGAUUCAACCAUUUUUUUAGGAUACUGUUGUGGUUGGUUAUGCUUCCUUUCCUCUCUAGUUUUUUCUGUUUUUUGUUUUUCCCUGGUUUGUAAUUGCAAGCUUGUAGCCAGAUAGAGAUUGUGUUGAAAUUUUAUUCCUUAAAA